Molecule: messenger RNA, 1821 nt
Organism: Dicrocoelium dendriticum
Lineage: Eukaryota; Metazoa; Platyhelminthes; Trematoda; Plagiorchiida; Dicrocoeliidae
Source: the annotation of a GenBank genome assembly
AUGAAACAAAGUAAACCCAAGAAAGAGAGGCCAGAGUACAGAUUUGGAUCUAAUGUUUCUCUGAACUCUAGUAUCCCUGCUCGACACUUGGGUGCUCAAGUACCACAAGAGUUAUCGCUGGAAAAAGUUCAAUCGAAGGAUGGAUUUAUCAUUAAUUAUCUGCGGGUUUAUUGUGAACGCGUGCGUCAAGGGGAUCAUUUUAAGACCAUCAGGGUUCAUGGUGGAAGCACAGCCCGCAAAUGCUUAAAGGAGCUGGUGGAUAUUUACUAUACGAAGAUCGGCGCUCCUGAGCAGUUUCAGCUUUUUGAGGUGUUCGGUCGCAUCGCACCUGUGAAUGGGAUAGGGGAUAAUAACGAAACGGUGCUGGCUUUUACUGAGGUUAAAUGCAGACCCAUUCCCCCGGAGGAAACUAUUCACGAUCUCUUUUCCAGUACAGCCCCUGGCAGCGGCCUCUCCAGGCGUAUCGAGCUUCGAAGUUGUCAGCAUCCUUUCGUUCAACCUUCUACCAUGAGCCGAUCCUCCCACACCAGCUCAAAUGACAUCCCCGCGACACCAACAACGCCACCACUGCGUCGGUCUGUCACUCCAGGAGGGUCCCGCAUGACAUUCCGUGAUUCACGCCGCAAGCGAGUUCCCCGUGUCACCCACCCACCAGAUGGUCCGUACUUUCUAAUGUUGCGAGGCAGUCAGCCUCAAAAGGACUCUUUGAUAUACGAUCUCAGUUCUCUAGUUCAGAAAAACAGCACAAGGUCGGAGAUCACCAUUGGUUCUAGGCCCAGUGCGGACAUUUGCAUACACUCGGCUCCUGGUGAAACGCUACCUCAAAGGGAACAAAUCACUUUCGCAAAACUCGUGGGUUAUGAUCAGCCCCUGACGGUUGAUGGCACUAACAUUCUCACCGGUGCCAUCUACCUCGAACCCGCGCUCAGUGAGUGGAAUACUGAAGGUAAGACGCCUUUAGAUAUUCCCUACAUUGCUGUGAAUGAUGAGAUACUUGUUCAACCUAACAGCCCAUUUUUCAAACCACGGCUACUUCGCCCAGGUGAUCUGGUUUAUUUCGGAUCGACAAACCGCGGUUACGUAUUUCUAUUUAAGGAUCCUAGAUGGAUUCCAGAUCACCGCCUAGUUCUGGGUCUUCCUGCGCCGAAGGCCGGCUCAGUAGUGGAGAAUCAUGGUCCCCGCAUCAAUGGAUACAGCGUGAAUUUAGUUGAACAAGUUCGCUACGCAGAGAAGUCGAGCGACACAGACUCAUCGAACUCUCUGCAAGCAUUGGGGAAAAAGACACUUAGUGAGCUCAUCCCGAGGUCUGUAUACCUGCGCCAAGUGAUAAGUAAUCUUUUUACCCAACCUAUUUCUGUCAUGACCUCGCGACAUGCAGCAAAUGAUCCCUUUGGUGCGUCUAACUGGUCACGAAUAGAUCCCUGGAGAUCCGCCGGACUCUUUGCCCAUUUAAUACGUUCUACUGCUCAUUUCGUCAUUACUCCGAAUCCAGCUGCUCCAAACACUGACAUCGACCAACUGAACCCGCAUGCUAUUCAGGAUUACGCUAUCAAUCGCUUGAAGGAUAUGCACGCUUUGCUUCUUGAAUGCCAUCAGACUGUGUUUGCGGUAAGUGUGACCAGUAGUUCAUCAUACACAGUGUCCAUCCUUAUUACGGUUAAUGAAUCGUUCUUGGCAGUUUCAGUGUGUGUGAUCCAGUUAUUUCAUACUGUACACAUUUUUACUGUUCUGUUCCACUCAAGCUUACUCUAUAGGUGCAAUGAAAUCCCUCCUCUAAGGCACUUUAUACGAUGUGUCCUCAUGGUUUUGACAACUCUCUAA